AUGGACAACAAAGGUUCAUCACAGAAAGCAGGGUCACUCCUGCUCCUGCUGUUGCUGGUGUCAAAUCUGCUCUUGUGCAAGAGUGUGGCCUCCCUUCCCAUCUGUCCCAGCGGGGCUGUCAACUGCCAGGUGUCCCUUCGAGACCUGUUUGACCGCGCAGUCAUCCUGUCCCACUACAUCCAUAACCUCUCCUCGGAAAUGUUCAACGAAUUUGAUAAACGGUACGCCCAGGGCAGAGGGUUCAUUACCAAGGCUAUCAACAGCUGCCACACCUCCUCCCUCUCCACCCCUGAAGACAAAGAACAAGCCCAACAGGUCCAUCAUGAAGUCCUUCUGAGCAUGAUCCUUGGCGUGCUGCGCUCCUGGAAUGACCCUCUGUACCACCUGGUCACUGAGGUGCGGGGUAUGCAAGAAGCCCCAGAGGCUAUCCUAUCAAGAGCCAUAGAGAUUGAGGAACAGAACAAACGACUUCUAGAAGGCAUGGAGAAGAUAGUUGGCCAGGUUCAUCCUGGAGUCAAAGAGAAUGAGGUCUACUCGGUGUGGUCGGGACUUCCAUCCCUGCAGAUGGCCGAUGAAGAUACGCGCCUUUUUGCUUUUUAUAACCUGCUCCACUGCCUACGCAGGGAUUCACAUAAGAUUGACAGUUAUCUCAAGCUCCUGAAGUGCCGAAUCAUCUACGACAGCAACUGCUAA
Lagenorhynchus albirostris (white-beaked dolphin) is the source of this 693-nucleotide messenger RNA. RefSeq names its product prolactin (gene PRL). Bases 1 to 693 code for a protein of 230 amino acids. The record is from RefSeq and is a predicted model, not a curated record. Gene Ontology annotation, molecular function: prolactin receptor binding; hormone activity. Gene Ontology annotation, biological process: positive regulation of cell population proliferation; positive regulation of receptor signaling pathway via JAK-STAT; positive regulation of lactation. Gene Ontology annotation, cellular component: extracellular region. Lineage: Eukaryota; Metazoa; Chordata; Mammalia; Artiodactyla; Delphinidae. The transcript has 5 exons.